This is a messenger RNA of Thecamonas trahens ATCC 50062, 1200 nucleotides long. RefSeq names its product S-(hydroxymethyl)glutathione dehydrogenase. The transcript has a single exon. NCBI's taxonomy places the organism in Eukaryota, Apusomonadida, Apusomonadidae. Bases 1 to 1200 code for a protein of 399 amino acids. The record is from RefSeq and is a predicted model, not a curated record. Gene Ontology annotation, cellular component: cytosol. Gene Ontology annotation, molecular function: S-(hydroxymethyl)glutathione dehydrogenase [NAD(P)+] activity; zinc ion binding. Gene Ontology annotation, biological process: formaldehyde catabolic process.
AUGUUCCGUGCGCUGGCAACACUCUCCCUCGCCGGACGGCGGCUUGGUGGAGGACAGGCCCGGUCGAGCUCGAGCGUGACGUGCAAAGCAGCUAUUGCCUACGAGCCGGGGCAGCCGCUUGUGGUGGAGGACGUGGUUGUGGCUCCGCCUGCGCCUGGCGAAGUCCGUGUGCGACUGGCGGCGACGGGCGUGUGUCACACUGAUGCCUUUACUCUCUCGGGCGAUGAUCCCGAGGGUCUUUUUCCGGCGAUUCUGGGUCACGAGGGUGCUGGCGUGGUUGAGGCUGUGGGCGAGGGUGUGGAGGGGCUGGUCGAGGGCGACACGGUCAUCCCGCUGUACGUGCCCGAGUGCGGAACGUGCUCGUUCUGCACCCAUCCCAAGGGCACCAACCUUUGUCAGUCGAUUCGCGAGACUCAGGGUGCCGGCUUCAUGCCCGACGGCUCGUCGCGCUUCACUCGCGCUUCGGACGGCAUGGAGCUGUUCCACUACAUGGGCACCUCGACGUUUUCGCAGUACACGGUUGUGCCCGAAAUCGCACUCGCCAAGAUCAAUCCAACUGCGCCGCUGGACAAAGUGUGUUUGCUCGGGUGCGGCAUCACGACCGGCAUCGGCGCCGUGACUAACACGGCCAAGGUCGAGCCCGGCUCUUCGGUUGCGGUCUUUGGCCUCGGUGGCGUCGGCCUCUCGGUCAUCCAGGGCGCGCACCUGGCCCAGGCCCGGGACAUCUACGCCAUCGACAUUAACCCGGACAAGUUUGAGGGUGCCAAGGCCAUGGGCGCCACCCACUUUGUCAAUCCGCACGACUAUCCCGACCGGCCGAUCCAGGAGGUGCUUGUCGAGAUGACCGGCGGUGGCUUUGACUACACCUUUGAGGCGGCCGGCUCGGUCGAGCUGAUGCGCAGCGCUCUCGAGGCUGCCCACAAGGGCUGGGGCGAGUCGAUUGUCAUUGGUGUCGCCGGCGCUGGUGAGGAGAUCUCCACCCGCCCGUUCCAGCUCGUCACCGGCCGGGUCUGGCGCGGCUCGGCCUUUGGCGGCACCAAGGGCCGCUCGCAACUCCCGGCCAUGGUCGACGACUACCUCGCCGGCAAGAUCAAGGUCGAUGAGUACGUCACCCACGUUCUCCCGCUCGCCGACAUCAACAAGGCAUUUGAUCUCAUGCAUGCCGGUACCUCGAUCCGCACCGUCAUCGACCUUUCGUGA